Arxiozyma heterogenica is the source of this 1593-nucleotide messenger RNA. RefSeq names its product phosphoprotein phosphatase CDC14 (gene CDC14). Gene Ontology annotation, cellular component: cytoplasm; nucleolus; mitotic spindle. The record is from RefSeq and is a predicted model, not a curated record. Gene Ontology annotation, biological process: microtubule cytoskeleton organization; protein dephosphorylation; positive regulation of cytokinesis. NCBI's taxonomy places the organism in Eukaryota, Fungi, Ascomycota, Saccharomycetes, Saccharomycetales, Saccharomycetaceae. The transcript has a single exon. Bases 1 to 1593 code for a protein of 530 amino acids. Gene Ontology annotation, molecular function: protein serine/threonine phosphatase activity; protein tyrosine phosphatase activity; protein tyrosine/serine/threonine phosphatase activity.
AUGAGGAGAAGCGUUUGCCUGGAUAACACUAUUGAAUUUUUGAAAGGAAGAGUUUACCUCGGAGCAUAUGAUUAUACACCAGAUGACACAGAUGAAAUUGUCUUUUUUACUGUAGAAGAUUCAAUUUUCUACAAUAGUUUCCAUUUAGAUUUUGGCCCUAUGAAUAUAGGCCAUCUGUAUAGGUUUGCUGUAAUUUUUCAUGAAAUUUUGAAUGAUCCAGAAAACGCUAAUAAGGCAGUUGUCUUUUAUUCAUCUGCUUCUUCUAGACAAAGAGCUAAUGCUGCAUGUAUGUUGUGCUGUUAUAUGAUCCUUGUCCAAGGAUGGACCCCUCAUCAAGUCCUACAGCCACUAGCACAAGUUGAUCCUCCAUUUAUGCCAUUUAGGGAUGCAGGCUACUCCAAUGCAGAUUUUGAAAUUACCAUCCAGGACGUCGUUUACGGUGUUUGGAGAGCUAAAGAGAAGAGUCUUAUUGAUUUGCAUACAUUUAAUUUGGAAGUAUAUGAGAAAUAUGAGCAUGUCGAAAAUGGUGAUUUUAACGUACUGACUCCAGAUUUCAUUGCUUUUGCCUCACCACAAGAGGAUAUGAGAACCACUUCCAUUGAUUAUAAGCCUCGUCUAAACCAACCAUUUAGAAGCGUAUUGAAAUUUUUUGCCGAGAAUGAUGUCCAGCUGGUGGUUAGAUUAAACUCUUAUCUUUAUAAUAAAUGUCAUUUUGAGGAUAUUGGAAUAAAACACGUUGAUUUGAUCUUUGAAGAUGGUACUUGUCCUGACAUGUCUAUAGUGAAAAAUUUCAUCGGUGCUGCUGAGACUAUAAUUAAGCAAGGUGGUAAAAUUGCAGUCCAUUGUAAAGCCGGUCUUGGUAGAACUGGAUGUCUAAUUGGUGCACACUUAAUUUAUUCCUAUGGUUUUACUGCAAAUGAAUGUAUUGGAUUUUUAAGAUUUAUAAGACCGGGCAUGGUAGUGGGACCCCAGCAACAUUGGCUAUAUCUACAUCAAAAUGAAUUUAGGGAAUGGAAAUAUACGACUCGACUAUCUUUGGAACCAAGUGAUAUAAUAGGUGGCCUUUAUCCUUUACUCAGUGUUGAAGAAUAUCGUCUACAAAAGAAGAAAUUAAAAAUUGGUAACAAAAAAAGUGAUGAUGGUUUAGACCUUGUCACACCUGGAAGACAUAAAUUUUCAGCAGUACUGGAUAAUUCUGACAGAGAUAAAUUUAAUUCUAUUGCAGUACCACAAAAUUCACCUGGGCAGCCAAGAAAAGGGCAUAAUGGUAACAAUACAAUAGAAAACCUUUCUAAAUUGAAACAGAACCCAACUAAUGAAAUCCACAAUGGUAACAACAAUAUCACAACAAUUGAUAACAAUUCUGAGGAUGAAGAUGACGAUAUGAUGCAAACAGAUGAAUCUAAAUACUUAAAAAUAAAUAUUAACAAAUCAAGCAAUAGACCUUCUACAGCACAAUCUACUGAAUCUGAUGAUGUCAUUUUACGACAAUUGUUACCUAAAAAUAGAAGGGCUGUUUCAGGGAGAAGGAUAGCAAGUUCUGCUGGUGGCGUUAGAAAGAUGAGUGGAACAACAAAAAGAGCUAAUAUAUAG